Messenger RNA from Nerophis lumbriciformis (worm pipefish), 5231 nucleotides. It is a transcript of the gene srrm3, whose product is annotated as serine/arginine repetitive matrix 3. NCBI's taxonomy places the organism in Eukaryota, Metazoa, Chordata, Actinopteri, Syngnathiformes, Syngnathidae. Gene Ontology annotation, molecular function: mRNA binding. The record is from RefSeq and is a predicted model, not a curated record.
GCGAGCAAACAACUGAUCUUGUUGACGGACUAACGGAUCUAAUCAGCACCGAAGCCCGGGACAGCAAAUACAUCAUCAAAUAUAUAGCAUCGAAGAUAUAGUAUCAUACAUUUAGCAUCACAUACACAUCAACUGGGAACGCUUGACACCUACGGGGCUGAAGACUCCGGGAAAAGACUCCAGUUAUCAUGUACGAUGCAACAAGGGUGCCAUCUCCAAAGGACGGUUCAAAAGAGCUGACCAAGCCAUUGAUCCCUGCAGAAGGAACAGACGUGGGAACAACAACAGGAGAAGUUUUAACGUCAUCAACAACCGAACAUGCGAGAACUGAGGAAGUACAGUCUGCUGCAGAGGAGGAACAACCUAAACCAGAGCCAGUUCUGGUGAAAAAGCCACAAAGAGAGAUACUGGACCAUGAGAGGAAGCGGAGGGUAGAGCUCAAAUGUAUGGAGCUCCAAGAGAUGAUGGAGGAGCAGGGGUACACCGAGGAGGAGAUUCGGCAAAAAGUGAGCACGUUCAGGCAAAUGCUGAUGGACAAAGAAGGUGUCAUUACCAGAGAGGGCUCACAACCUUUGGUCAACCACUUGCACUACUACCCUGAAAAGUAUGAGGAUGACGAUGAUUUGAUUGGCGAUGAAGGCGGAGAUUAUGCCUAUGAUGAUCAUCACAGUGAUAACAGACAGGGGAGGAAAUCAAACAGUUCCCCAUCCACUUGUCCAAAGAAAAGAAAGAAGAAAUCCAGAAGAAAUCGGCUUGGCAGUGUAUCACCUACUCGCAGAGAGAAGAAGAAAAAGAGUGGGAAGAAACACAAACGUGACAGGUCUGCAUCUGGCUCCAGGAAAAAGAGGAGGUACAGGUCGGGAAGCCCGAAGGACAAACACAGAGACAGGAGCAAAGACAAAAAGAGCUCCCCAGCUGAAACUCCCAGAAGGAGCAUACAGCGUCAAGGCAGCUGUUGCAGAAGCCGCAGUGCCUCCAUAAUGUCCAUGCGGAGCACCUCUAAGUCUCCCAGCAGAAUGAACUGCAAACACAAGAAGGAUCGAAAGAAAGUAGCUUCAGUGUCCUCUGGCCCCAACAGUCCUAAUGCUUGGCCCGAUGGCGACCACAUUCAGCGCAGUCACAAUGGCAAAGCUGGCAGACGCAACUACACUGAGGGCGAUAAGGUGCAAAAUAAACUGCGCACUUUGGCUCCUGGCUCUACUAGUAUCCAGUCCACUUUGCUGAAAGAACAGAAGGUCCACUGCAGGAGUCAGGGCGUGCAGCUGCGUGAGUCGAGCGAUGGCGAGAGUGUGGACGACAAGGCUGCGGCUGUCGGUCACAGGUCAGGGAGAACGCAGAACCAGCGAGAUCACAACAGGAACUCCUGCUCUCCCGCUCGCAGCAGUGACUCGGCACACUCCCAGCACGAUCACACUCACAGAGGGAGGAGCCGGCAUCAGAGAAAGACAAAAAGUGGCCAUUCCACCAAACUUCACCAGCGUUCCGGUCGAGGUCAGGGAUACCAUCGCAGCCCAUCAACAUCUUCAGGCCGCCACUCGCACACGUCCGACAGAAAGAAGGAGGCAUCACGGAGCAAACAGAAAGCGAGACACCGUAGCAGCUCUUGGAGCAGCGAACGCUCCUGGGACCGUGGCCCCAGCAAGACGAGGGCCCCUAACGCAAGACAGAAUACCUCCAGAGAAAGAGACAGCCAGAACCGCUGUGACAGCGACACUGACAGCCGGGCCCGACGCCGCUCCCGGAGUUACUCGCCCAUUCGCAAACGGAGGAGAGAUUCACCCAGUUUCAUGGAGGCUCGCAGGAUUACCAGUGCCCGGAAACGUCCAAUCCCGUACUACCGGCCCAGUCCUUCAUCGUCCAGCUCCGACAGCAGUCCCUCGCGCUGCAGUCGCAGUCGGAGUCAUAGUUACAGCAGCUACAGUCGCAGCCGGAGCCCCAGCAGGAGCAGGAGUCCGAGUGGAAGCUGGAGUCGCAGCAGGAGUCGCUCUCACAGUUACUCCAGCCACAGCAGUUCUGACAGCCCCGGCUUCUAAGGGGAAAGCCAAAAUGAAACAAAGGAGACUGCCAUCGGGUUUGUUAUCUAUUCCUUUACAUGGUCCAAACCACAACCACCACUGCAGUCUGUAUAUAUAUUUUGAUAAAAAUCAGAAAUUGCUACUUACUGUACAUACAGUAAGAAUACUGUACAUACAAGACCAACACUUUUUUUUUAAUUUGGCAAAAGGGUAUCUUUUAGCUGGAAAUCAAACACAAGACUUUUAACGCGCUCUUAGACAUGGCUAUUGAAAAGAAAAAUGUUGAUUACAUUGGGCCAGGAAUGCCUAAACUGCAUGACGGCAGUUAUUAAAACGAAAGGAUAGGGGCAACUUUAGUGCAUUUUGUAUAUAUUGGGCCUAAUCUACUAAAGGUUUGCUUGUAUUAAAAGUAGGGUUGUGUAUCUUUUUGUGAUGGACGAUUUGUUACACAUCUAGAUACAUAUGGAUUACGAUAUGAUUAAAAAAUGCUAAAUUCUAAAAACAGAACGAUUUGAUAAGAUUUGAUAUAGUGUACAAACGAUUCGAUAAAACGUCAUCUCAUUUGCAUAAUUGAUGGCAAUGGACGCUGUCAAAGUGAGUAAAAAAAUAUAUAAUUAUGAUUAAAACUGCAGAUUACCUUUCUUCUUUUGAUUCUUAGUAGUCUUUUUUAAUCAAUUUUGAUCUGCAUCGAUAAAUGUUAGAAUAUCAAAUUUGAUUUAAAAAAUGGAGGGUUGUGAUAUUCACUAACAAACCAUAUCUAAUGACUAGCUCAUUAACAUGAACGAUGCAAUUGGGACGUUGCAGUGAUUUUAUAUUAUCUUGACAUGACAUUGAAGAAAUAUUUACAUCUCGCUCUUUAAACCAAGGUGGAAACAGUGGCAACUUUGCACAUGCGCAUUUUAUUUGCAGUCUGGAGGCAUGUGGAUCUCCUCUCCAAGACUCAAAAAAAGUCUCCAAGACGCAAAAAAGUCUCCAAUAACACCGGAAGAAGUAGCUAGAUUUUUUUUCGCUAGUAGCUGUUGAUCAAAAAAAGUAACCAAGAGGAUUGGAAAGUCACCAGAUUUAGCGACAAAGUCGCCGAGUUGGCAACACUGUGCCCUGAGAACAACACCGUAGCAACAAGUUCUGGGCGCCCAUAAAAAAAGUUCUUCCUGAAGAACCCCCUGGCUUCGGAAGGAGGAUAUGGCCUAAUAUUUAUACUCUAAACAAUAUUUUAUUUGGUAUAUAAAUAAUGAUAAUACCAUUAGAAAACGGGUCACAAAGGCUCCUAUUUGGCUGCUGACAUAUAAAGUAAUAUAUUAUCAUUUCCUGUAUUUAAAAAAAUCAAAAAUGCUACUUGUUAAUUUACUGUUAAUAGCUACUUAUUUUCAGUUGAAACAUAAUUGUAUCUACACUUCUUUCAGGAUGUAAUACAUUUUUUCUUCAGGUUUUUUUUGAUACAUUACAUUAGUUUGGGGUGACACUACAAUUUUGGUUAUGGUUCUAACAGGACAGUAUUGGUCACACCAAUACUGAUACUUUACAUUUUCAAGAUCACUAAAUAAUAACAUUUCUGAUCACAAUUAUAAUCAGACAAAAACACAAGAUCGAGGUGUAAUUAUUUCUUACUGUUGGCUCUGAUUAAAAUCAUUAGAUUUUUGCCCUUAAAGUUCUACUGUGUCCAGGGACUUAUUUACUGAGUUUAUAAACAAAAACGAUGCAGAUUUUGGGAUAUCGAUAUUGAUCUUACACUGUAGUAUUGACCAUAUGCUACUUGGUAUCGUUACUAUUAAUGUGUCGAUCUGCCCACCGCUGUGAACUCCAUUUUAGCUGUUGGCACCGAUUAGCAUGGCUUAUUGUAUCUUCCUACGACAUGUAGUGUAGCAUGUUUACCAGUUCUCGUCUUUCAGUGAUACUUGCAACAAACUUAUCUUUUUUGCUGCCAUGGAGGCGAGGAUUGCUGACUUAGAAGCAGCUUUCCACUGGGACGGACGUUAGCCGCUAGCUUGCUAGCAAAGGCGCAUCAGUGGACAGCUCUGCUGCUAAUUACAUCUAUUCUCGUCUUCAGUAAGGUAAGCUAACAGAGCAUGCACACAAAUCAUUUUGCGGAUAUUCCUGGCUCUCGCAUUGUUUAAAAGACAAACAGUCAGCCGAUCGCUAGUCUGGUGCGAUACCAGGUCCAUGUUUCUACACUCGAUUAACCUAAAAAUAUAUUUUUUUACAGAAGUACUGUUUUUUACCGUUUGAAGUGGCUUCUGUCAGCCAAAUCGCUCACUUGUCAAACCGGAUAUCUGGUCACAUCGGUUUAUCUCUCACAACCCUACUUAAAACACAAGCAAACUUGUAACACACAAAGCUGAUCUACUAAAGUCGUGCACAGAGUGUUGCCUCUCUUAAGUGAGCAGAACAAGGAGCGCAAUCCAUUUUGCUUGUUUGUCUUUAUGAAUAUGCAGAAUAUACAGUAUGCAGCAACAAUACUGAGAGGAGUAGAUGCAAAUAAGACUAUUCAGCUCACGCAGUGUGAACUGUCUAGACUGAUUAGUGUUCUGUCGGAAAUAUAUUGCGGCUGUAUGAAAUCUGUGUGCAAACUGUCACAGUUACACACAAGAGUCUCUCUUGUUUGUAGAUGAGGAUUCUAUAUUGCAAAAAAGGUGUUACAGAUUAUAGAUGCUGCUUGUUCAACAACAUCACACACAGGUUGGAGAGCAUGAUAACAUGAAUGUGGAGGGAAAUUAGUGUUUCCAUGGUCACACAAAAAACAACCUCUACACCACUUCUGCACUUGUUAUCAAUUUUACACGCAGUCUAGUAGUUCACAAACAACACACCCACUAAUAAUACGGAAAAUGUUAUACUGUAGUUUGCGCCAAACAACACCUGGUAUACGGAUCUUAGUAGAUCAGGCCCUAAAGAUGCUAUCACAAUCCAUUGUAGGCCAAACUAAAUUAUCUGUCAAAUGAAAUCAGUCUAAUAUUUGAUAUUGUAUCUCAUUAAUAAAUAUGUAUUUGUAUUUUUAGAACAUGCCGAGGACCAAUGAAAAACGAGCUACUUGUUGAAAAUGACGGAAUUUCCGGUAGGCAUACCAGAAAAACGAUUAACAUGAUGCACUCAAAGCAUGCAGUUAAGUUUGUGUGGUUCCCCCCAGUGUGCUCUUUAUUUCUUAUUUCAAAUGUUUUCAUAUCCUCCGUCUUUGUCUUGAGAACAGACAAAGACGGAGUAAUAAAUUCAUAGGAGUGG